AAGCGGCGGGGACAUCGACGGGGAGGCGGCGGCAGGGCCGCCAUGGGCCGAACGGUGACCGUGGCCACCUGCGCCCUCAACCAGUGGGCUCUGGAUUUUGAAGGCAACCUGGAGCGGAUCUCCCGAAGUAUCGGCAUCGCAAAGAGCAAAGGAGCCCGGUAUCGGCUGGGGCCAGAGCUCGAAAUCUGUGGUUACGGCUGCUCAGAUCACUAUUAUGAGUCUGACACGCUCUUGCAUUCCUUUCAAGUUCUGGCAAAGCUUUUGGAGUCUCCAGCUACUCAAGAUAUUAUCUGUGAUGUGGGAAUGCCUGUUCUGCACAGAAACGCUCGCUACAACUGUCGAGUGAUCUUUUUAAAUAAAAAAAUUCUUCUGAUCAGACCGAAAAUAUCAUUGGCAAAUACAGGAAACUACAGGGAACUUAGAUGGUUUACCCCGUGGAACAAAGCAAGGCAUGUGGAGGAAUAUUUUCUACCCAGGAUAAUUCAGGAAGUGACUGGACAGGAAACUGUUCCUUUUGGGGAUGCAGUGCUAGCAACCAAAGAUACCUGUGUAGGAGCAGAAAUAUGUGAAGAACUCUGGGCACCGAACAGCCCUCAUAUUGAAAUGGGACUUGAUGGUGUGGAAAUUUUCACUAACUCUUCAGGGAGUCACCAUGUGUUGCGGAAGGCUCACACCCGGGUGGAUUUGGUGAAUUCUGCCACAGCCAAGAAUGGUGGAAUAUACAUUUUAGCUAACCAGAAAGGCUGUGAUGGUGAUCGUCUGUAUUACGAUGGCUGUGCCAUGAUUGCGAUGAAUGGGGAAACAGUUGCACAAGGAUCUCAGUUUUCACUCAAUGAUGUGGAGGUGCUGGUUGCUACUCUGGACUUGGAGGAUGUUCGAAGUUACAGAGCAGAGAUUUCAUCUCGUAACUUAGCGGCAAGUAAAGUGAAUCCUUAUCCCAGAGUAAAAGUGAACUUUGCUCUGUCGGGUUCUGAUGAUGUAGCUGUACCUACUUGUAUGCCAAUCCAGUGGAGACAUCAUAGUCCUGAGGAGGAGAUCAGCCUUGGUCCUGCAUGUUGGCUUUGGGACUAUUUAAGGCGCAGCAAACAGGCAGGAUUUCUCCUACCUCUUAGUGGUGGAAUUGACAGCUCUGCUACAGCUUGCAUAGUGUACUCUAUGUGUCGCCAGGUUUGCCUGGCAGUCAAGAAUGGAAAUGCAGAUGUGCUGGCUGAUGCGCGCAGGAUUGUGAAUGAUGAGACCUAUGUCCCUGAGGAUCCUCGAGAAUUUUGCAAGCGGGUCUUUACCACUUGCUACAUGGCUAGUGAGAACUCCUGCCAGGAUACUUGCAACAGGGCUAAACUUCUGGCUGAGCAAAUAGGCAGUUAUCACAUCAAUCUGAACAUAGAUGCAGCUGUGAAAGCUCUUUUGGGAAUUUUCAGCAUGGUGACAGGUCGAACUCCCUGUUUUUCUGUCUAUGGAGGGAGCAGCAGGGAAAACACGGCACUCCAGAAUGUGCAGGCUAGAAUAAGAAUGGUCCUUGCCUACCUGUUUGCUCAGCUGACACUUUGGACUCGUGGGAUGCCAGGGGGACUCCUAGUGCUAGGGUCAGCCAAUGUGGAUGAAAGUCUCCGAGGUUACUUGACAAAAUAUGAUUGCUCAAGUGCUGAUAUCAAUCCCAUUGGCGGAAUCAGCAAGACUGAUUUGAGGAACUUCAUACAGUAUUGUAUUGAAAAUUUUCAGCUCACUGCCCUCAGAAGCAUCAUGUCAGCUCCACCCACUGCGGAGUUAGAGCCUCUGGUGGAUGGACAAGUGACUCAAACUGAUGAGGCAGAUAUGGGGAUGACAUACGCAGAGCUCUCAGUCUAUGGCAAAUUAAGAAAAAUUGCAAAGGCUGGACCAUACAGUAUGUUCUGUAAGCUGAUUAAUAUGUGGAAGGAAAUCUGUUCUCCAAGAGAGGUGGCAUCAAAGGUUAAGCAUUUCUUCAGGAUGUAUUCUGUUAACAGACAUAAAAUGACCACUCUGACUCCUUCCUACCACGCUGAAAACUACAGUCCAGAUGACAACCGAUUUGACCUCAGGCCUUUCCUUUAUAAUACUACAUGGUCCUGGCAAUUCAGGUGCAUAGAUGAACAGGACUUGUCUGAAGGGAUCUGUUUAAUUGCAGGAUUAAGGCUUGACCUACAUCUGCGUGGGAAAAGCCAGUAAGCGGCAGCAGUUCAUUGUGAAUGCUUCUCCCACCUACAUCUGCAACAGUUCCUUUUUUGAACCUCAAGUCAGUUGACUCACAAAUAUGUGUUUGCUCAAAUACAGCAACAUUAAUGGUACAGUGCUUAGUUUGAGCACUGUGAGGUGUGGAGGGGCUCAAGCAACUAUUGGAACCAUGCUUAACAUUUUGUAGUUUUUAGUCACACCUUUUGACGUUAUUUUAAUGCAUUUUUCUGAUAUUAAGUGCUGGGCUUAAGAAUUUUAGCACCUUGAAGUUUUCUGUGCCAGAGACUUUACACCUCAGUUGCUUUUAAGAAUAUGUUUAUAUAUGUAAUAAAAUAUUAAUUCCCUCGUCUCAGAAAUGCCAGACAUGCUGUAAUAGUGUUUUACUACCUUGAAACUUAGGAUAAAAGCUACCACGUGCAGUGCUUUUUUGUAGGUCUGCAUGGUGGGUUUUUUUCCAUCAUUUUGGACUUUUUCCCUCUGAAGUCCAGGACAAAAGUUCUUUUGGCUUCAGUGUUGGUUAAAAUAUUUUUGUAGGGUUUGGACCAAAAUGUAAUUAUUUUAUGCUUACAGUAAAUGUGAUUAAGAUCUUCUAAUGAUCCAGGAUAUUGUUGUACUCUUUAAGUAGAUUUGUUUGUAAUGGCAGUUGUGCUAUGCAAGGGUACUAGCCAUUGCAAUUUACUUUGGAAAGCUGGGAGUCGACUUUGGGGAAGAAUCUUUUAUGUAGGCAACAGUAACCUGAACUGAUUAAGUUCAGCAGUAACCUGAACUGAUAACCUAUUGUUACGGAUAGCUUUUUGCAGGACUGGAAAAUAAUGACUUGCAAGUAGAGACUGCCCUAUUCAAGAAAGGAAGUACUGUAAGGGUUUCCGUGUACUGUGCGUGUUCAGCACAAUUGUAAUUCUGAAGACAAUCACUCUCUAGGACAACGUCUCACUGAUAAUUAUGCUCCUGGGAGUUAAGUGGCACUUAAGGUUUUUCUGGCAUAGGAACAGGACUGUGAAAAUAAGGCAUAAACUCUAAAUGACAUAAACCCCACCUUUAGUUAGGUAAUGCCAGGUUUUCCUGUAGGAGAGUCAUGUUACAGCCUGAGCUCGUUUCUGAAGGGAAAUGGUUUGAAGUGCUAAUGGUGGAGAAAUCUGUUGGAUUUGUGGAAAGGACUUUUCUACUUCAGAUGUUUGUAGUGUAGUCAAGCCAAUGUAGUUAUCCGCUGUUUUAAGAGCAAAACUCCCUCUGUAUGUGCUGCAGAAGGAACAGGAGUAAGAGGAAGUUGAGAUCAUAGUGCUUGCUGGGAAUUGCUGGAUUUGCCCUUGGAGUCUUAAUGUCAUUUGGCUCUAGCUGAAGGUUCCACCUGGGUGAUAAAAUUUCUAGUGGUUUAGAGCAACCUAGGAACUCCAGUAGCACUGUCUAGCUUCUGCCUUUGAUUUAAGGAUGUGUGGUCAAAGUAUGUGUGUUAAGGUAAAGGGCGUGUGGUGAGAGCAUGUGCUUCAACCGUUUCUAGGUGCCAAAAUGUUCGUUGGGAUUUUAAUAGCUGGCAUAAUUUGAAGGAACUGUGACACAGCUCAGAAGAAAGCUGGCACACCUACCCGCAAGGAUUAGGUAUCUGCAGUCUGUCCUCCGCUUUGUCCAGUGCUUACUGGUCAUACCACAAGAUCAGCUGCAUUUGGUCAAACCAAAAGAUUUAUCAACCUGAGUAUCAUUGUGUGUCUCUUGUGAACAGUAGCAGAUGCUGAAGAAAGAACACAAGAACAGGGAAUUUAUAAUAAGACCUUCCCUAUAUAUCCCCAUAGAUUUGAGGCAUGUAGAACUGAAUUUUCUAGAGUUAGAGAUAACGUGCAGAACAUUGUGUUUAGUUUGUGCUUUUGGGUCUACCCUCCCAAGAGUUUGUAGAAUCUAAAUAACAGCUUAGCUUAAUAUAAGGUAAUUGCUUUUCUUACAUUUUAAGAACAGUGAAGGUUGGUUUCAUGAAAUUGUGUAUAUGUGCAUGAAAAGCAUUUCUUUCCUGUGUUCAUUUUAAUUAUUCUAGGUUCUCAGUUACGGGCAGGGUUCCAAGUUACAGCCUGAUCUGAUCUGAUCUGACAGCUGGCACUGAAAGGGGCAGUCUUGCCUCCCUGUCUCUCCUGGCUUCUGAGAUGGCUUUGGUGCUUCUCUCACUCCUUGGUCAGCCAACUGAAGUCACCAAACUGACAAAAAACUAGGAAGUGAUGGGAGCACGGAGCUGGGGGGAGGUUAAAGGGGAUGGGUGGGAAGAAAGUUUGACCUUCUCUUUUGACUGCAACUAACACCUUGUUUGGCUCAGUUGUCCCUUAGAGCAUAUCGUGCAGCCAGCUGCUGGUAAAUCUGGGCUCUAUACUGUUUUGCGAUGGAAGUCUGAGAAGGUGGGAGACUUUAAAUACGAAUGAAUUUUUACUACUGAAUCAGUUUCCUUUUAACUUCCAGGUGUCUAAGCUAGAAAAAAAGGAAGGAAUUUCUCUAGUCGAAGACGUGGACUGAUUUGCUAUCUUGUUUAACUGUGGUAAUUAAUUUGCUCAACCAAAUGUUCGAAACUGGAGUAUACUGUGAUGAAGAGCCGAGGUGACCGAAACAAUUGUUGAGAUGACCAUUGUAAACGGUAGUUGUCAUCAAGUCCUGGGUUUUUUUGUUUUGCUUGAUGUUUCUUAUUUGCCUAUUUUUUUAAUUGGCUCCCUGUUUUGUUCCAAAUAUACUUAAACCAUAGUUUGGCUAAGGAAUAAUUUCCUAAGUCUUUUCUUCAACUACUUGAGUUAAUUGCCUUUAGUUGAAAAUAUUUGGAUAAGCCCAUAAAUCAUAAAUAAAUGCAGGUAGUCUUUUGUGAAAGUGAAUACACAUAUUAAGUUUGGUUCUAAUAAUUGGGAUAUGAAUUUUGAGUAACACUCAGCUGAAAGUAUAAGAUUUUAACAGUUCUGGCAUGUGCUGUUGAGGGAAAAACUUGUUUUAUUUUGCAAUAAACUUGUGAUUCUAUAAUA
Molecule: messenger RNA, 5171 nt
Organism: Falco peregrinus (peregrine falcon)
Lineage: Eukaryota; Metazoa; Chordata; Aves; Falconiformes; Falconidae
Gene: NADSYN1
Product: NAD synthetase 1
Exons: 21
Coding region: 43-2184 (713 amino acids)
Biological process (GO): NAD+ biosynthetic process
Cellular component (GO): cytoplasm
Molecular function (GO): glutaminase activity; NAD+ synthase (glutamine-hydrolyzing) activity; ATP binding
Source: RefSeq, a predicted model, not a curated record